AAUCCAAAGUUAAAAUAUAAAAAAUGUCAAAAAUAAAAAUUAAGAGAUGUUAAAUUAAAAUAAUAAUUGAUGAAUGUAAGAUGUCGUAUCAGUAAAAUUUAGGUUCAAGCUAUAUAUUUUACCAAAAAGAAAACUGAGACGUGUAUUAGUGUGCCGGUAAACGAACUCAUUCCAUUUUAACGGUUUCAAUUCGUCUAACGUGCGCCCAGUGCGCAUGCGCCGCCAAAUCUAAAAAUUCUUUUUCUUCUGCUGACAUGGAUAUAGAUAGAUGGUAAUAGUAGGACCCACUUAAACAGUCAAAACAAACACGCACAGAGAAAACGCCUGAAACAGACUCUCACUUCCGCGAUAACUAACUCACUUUCUCGCCGGAAAAUAAAGACACAAUGAAACCGCUGAUUUCUUUCCUUCUCCUCCUCUUGUUUCCGCUCCUAUUAACCACCACCACCGCUGUCGCAGCACAUCCACAUUCUCUCUCCACUGCAAUCGGCGUAACGUACACAUCACCAUUCUCUCAAGCAACACCAUCACCACCGCCAGAUAAAAUCGCCGCCGCAAUAUCCACUCUUCACUUCCACUACCUCCGUCUCACAAACCCCGAACCUAACCUAAUCCGCUCAUUCGCUUUCACAAACACCUCUCUCUUCCUCUCCAUCCCUAACUCUUUCCUUCUGCCUUUAGCCUCUAAUCGCUCUCUCGCUCUUCGCUGGUUGUACGGCCACGUUUUACCUUUCUACCCUCGUUCCAAGAUUUCUGUCAUUUCCGUCGGAGACGACGCAGUCUCAUCUCAGCUCGCGCCGUAUUUGCUUCCUGCAAUUAGAAACCUCCACCUAGCAUUACGUGACCUUGGGAUUAAACAAAUCUCCGUUUCGACAACUUUUUCUUUUGUUAAUCUCGUCACGACGCCGUUUCCACCAUCAUCUGCUAUUUUUCAAGAACCAAUGGGUGAACUUGUAAUAAAACCUUUGUUGCAGUUCUUGGAAGAGACAAAUUCGUCCUUUUUAGUGAAAGUUUAUCCGUACAAUAUGUAUAGGCUAAACUCUGAGAUACCGAUUGGAUUUGCUUUGUUUCACCAGCAUCCGUUUAAUUUUAGGGAUGAUUUGGUGACUGGAGUUAGGUACCGUAAUCUUUUUGAUAUGAUGGUGGAUGCUGUUAUAACGGCAAUGGCGGUGGCCGGACAUCAGAAUAUCCCCGUGGUUGUGGCGGAGACAGGGUGGCCGAGUUCUGGUGGUGCGUUUCGUGAGGUUGAUGCGAGUCCUGAAUUUGCGGAGGCGUAUAUUAAGGGAUUGGUUGGACAUUUGAAGUCAGGUUUAGGUACGCCUUUGAGAAAAGAAGGCGGUGUUAAAGAGACUUAUAUUUUUGAAUUGGCUGAUAAGGAUGUUAAGCAACAAGGGAGCAAAAGUUGGGGGAUUUUGUAUGCUAAUUUUACUAAGAAGUAUAGUGACAUUGAUUUCUCUAGUAAUGCAAAUGCUGACACGGCUGUUCUGUUUCUUGAAGGUAUCUGUUUGUUAAUUGUCGGUUUGUCUCUGUUUUAGGAGGUCUUGGGUUUGUGCAUAUUUCAAGGUUUGAUACUGUUGUUGUAAAGGUUUUGAAGAAUAUUUGUUGUCAAGUUGUUAGUUUCAGCUGAGGAAGAAGAUCACUGACUGUGAUUGGUUUCUGGGUUGUCUGAGUUGUUAAAGUGUACAUUGUGUUUUAAGAGAGGAAACUAAAAUUUUCGAAGUGAGGAUUUCUUCUCUUAAAGCCUGUGAUGUGCAAUUC
Molecule: messenger RNA, 1758 nt
Organism: Ricinus communis (castor bean)
Lineage: Eukaryota; Viridiplantae; Streptophyta; Magnoliopsida; Malpighiales; Euphorbiaceae
Product: glucan endo-1,3-beta-glucosidase 2
Exons: 1
Coding region: 387-1535 (382 amino acids)
Biological process (GO): carbohydrate metabolic process
Cellular component (GO): plasma membrane
Molecular function (GO): hydrolase activity, hydrolyzing O-glycosyl compounds
Source: RefSeq, a predicted model, not a curated record